UUUCGUUUCGUCGGGAAACCGGAACCCCCAAUUCCCCUUUCUCUUUUAGGCAAAGGACAAGCCUUUUGAAAGAGUUCCUUUUUUUCUAGGCUCACAAUAAUUAUGGAGCAGCACCACAUGGGCUGUGUGAACCUUUGUAGUCUCACGAGCAAUCUACCGGUGAUCUCCUAUCAAAAGCUGACGGAUUUACAUUACCUGAGCAAAGGUGGGUUCGGAAGCGUGUUCAAGGCACAGCAUUCCGAUUGGCGGACCACCGUUGCCAUCAAGUGCCUGAAAUUGGAUUCUCCUGUUGGCGAAAGGGAGAGGAAUUGCCUGCUGGAGGAGGCGGAAGUGCUCCACAAGGCCAGAUUCAACUACAUCAUCCAGAUCUUUGGCGUGUGCAACGAGCCUGAGUUCUUCUGCAUCGUCACCGAGUACAUGAGCAAUGGCUCGCUGGAUCAGCUGCUUCACGAGAAUAACCUUUACCCCCUGCUGGCCUGGUCGUUGAGGCUGCGUGUCCUGUAUGAGAUAGCUCUGGGGGUGAACUUCCUACACAACAUGACCCCCCCCCUCCUGCACCACGACCUCAAGACACAGAACAUUCUGCUGGAUGGGGAGUUUCAUAUCAAGAUAGCAGACUUUGGCCUGUCUAAGUGGCACCAGCUGUCGAUCAGUAAAGGCUCGGGAUCCAAGCCACCUGAGAUGGGAGGCACCAUCAUCUACAUGCCCCCAGAGGAGUACGAACCCUCCAAGAACCGCUGUGCAGUCGUCAAACACGACAUCUACAGUUACGCUAUCAUUAUGUGGGAGGUGCUAUCCAGGAGGAUACCAUUUGAAGAGGCAACCAACCCCAUGCAGGUCAUGUUCAGCGUACUGCGUGGGAUACGUCCCGACAUAGGCCUGGACUGUCUACCAGGGGACAUCCCCAGCAGGGAGACACUCAUCAACCUCAUGACCUGCGGCUGGACCGCCAACCCUGACGAACGGCCCUGCUUUCUCAUGUGUGUGAUAGAGCUGGAGCCAAUACUGAAGAGGUUUGAUGAAAUUGACAUCCUGGAGGCUGUGCUGGAGGUCAAGAAGUCAAAGCUGAUGAGGAGGGCAGGCUGCUACUCUGCCACACCCGUGGCGGGUGAGAAGGGGAGGGAGGAGAAGAUUUUAAACAUUCUGAAGGACAACCCCAGUCCCUGGCAAGGAAGUUCUGGCUCUGGGUCUUGCUCCUCCCAGGACACGGACAUUUCCCGACCGAGCUCCCUCACUAGCACCAAUGCCCCACAUUUUAAAGAAGUAUCCCUCACGUCGUUCAUGUCCCACAACCUGGAGCCCCUCAGAAAGCAGACCCUAGAGGACAACCACCUCAACGACUACCCCCAGAGUGCCAGGCCGCUGAAUAACCUCAAUAUUCCCCUCAAACCAGGCCUGCCGGAGACGGAGUGUGUGAUGCACCUGGACAACCUCACCCUGAAGUCACAGCCAUACCAACCACAGCCAGACAGACCUCCCCCUCCGCCUCGUGUCAUUGGAGGCCAGCCGGCUUAUACCAUCCAUCGGAUACUGGAUUCCCACCGGGUGCAGCGGUCCUGGCAGUAUCUGGUGGACUGGGAAGGCUAUGGUCCCGAGGAGCGCUCCUGGGUUCCUGCCAAAGACAUACUGGACCCUGACCUCAUUCGUCAGUUCAGGGCCCUCCACCCCGACAGAGCUGAUUUCACCCUGCCAUCAAACCCCCUCGGCCACAGGCUGGGCCCCAUGGCAUGCUGGAUCGCGGCACGGCGCGAGGAAAUCGUCUCCAAGAUGACGGAGGCCUGCCUGAACCAAAGCCUGGACGCCCUGCUUGCGUGCUCUCUCCUGAUGCCCGAGGACUACGAGCUGGUGGUGAACCGGGCCACCCGCACUGCCAAGGUCCGCCAGCUCCUUGACACCUGCCACCGUCACAGCGAGGACUUCUGCCGCGUGGUGGUCCGCAAACUCAAGGACAACAAGCAACUGGGCCUGCAGCCAUACGCCCCAGAGCUCGGCUCCCUUGUGGCCGCACCAAACACCAGCACACCCCCACUCUCGGUGUCCGACAACAACCCAAGGAAUUACUGGGACAGAACUAGUCCAGAGAAGACCAGACACCAGAAAGACUAUAAACUGUAACAGACUGUAGGUGGUGGAAAAAUACCCUACUGUCUCUUAGUCCUGGGUCAUUUUCAUUAGGCAACACAUGGAAGAAAACUAACUCAAACUGAAUAGACUACCUGAAUGUUUUCCUUUGCACAAUUUUUUUGAAACUUUUUGCUACAGUGUGCCCUAAUGAACAUGACCCUGGGUUUUUACUGUGAACUUUGACUUUAGUGGGGGAUGGUAAAGCCCAGCUGUCUCUCACAUUGCUUAUGGUGGUACCCACUCACACAGAGCAAAACUGUAUGUUGCUACUGUUCAUCAAACUGUUGAGCAAAAAUACUUAAAAAAACAAAAUCACAUCAUCUUUAGAAACAUUCCCGUUCUCUAAAAAGCAGAGGAUGGGUUGGGAUUGACAAUCAAAAUCUGUGAGUAUUUAAUCCAGGCUUUGAAUAAUUAUAUAAUUAUAAUUAAUAAAAUUAUAAUUAUAUUAUGGAUUUUAUAUAAUUUUUCUGGUAAAUCAUUUUGUUCUCUCAAAACAUUCCCUUUGUUCUGAGUGAUUGGGGUACAGGCCCUGGAGUCUUGAGUUCUGCUUCUAUGCAUCCUUCUGUUCUCUCCCCUCGGCACGGUUUUAUCCAGAGAAAUAUAUCCAGACAGACUGUAACAUCAUACUCAUCUACAGUAUGGCUCUGGUUUUACUCUUAUUUUCAGUGGACAGUUUAGACUCAUCUGUAGCUCUCCAGGUCCGAUAAGAUACUCGACUGGAGUUCUACCGUGUUGAGGUCACUGUAGCUCUCCAGGUCCGAUAAGAUACUCGACUGGAGUUCUGCCGUGUUGAGGUCACUGGAGCUCUCCAGGUCCGAUAAGAUACUCGACUGGAGUUCUGCCGUGUUGAGGUCACUGUAGCUAUCCAGGUCCGAUAAGAUACUCGACUGGAGUUCUGCCGUGUUGAGGUCACUGUAGCUCUCCAGGUCCGAUAAGAUACUCGACUGGAGUUCUGCCGUGUUGAGGUUACUGUAGCUCUCCAGGUCCGAUAAGAUACUCGACUGGAGUUCUGCCGUGUUGAGGUUACUGUAGCUCUCCAGGUCCGAUAAGAUACUCGACUGGAGUUCUGCCGUGUUGAGGUUACUGUAGCUCUCCAGGUCCGAUAAGAUACUCGACUGGAGUUCUGCCGUGUUGACGUUACUGUAGCUCUCCAGGUCCGAUAAGAUACUCGACUGGAGUUCUGCCGUGUUGAGGUUACUGUAGCUCUCCAGGUCCGAUAAGAUACUCGACUGGAGUUCUGCCGUGUUGAGGUUACUGUAGCUCUCCAGGUCCGAUAAGAUACUCGACUGGAGUUCUGCCGUGUUGAGGUCACUGUAGCUCUCCAGGUCCGAUAAGAUACUCGACUGGAGUUCUGCCGUGUUGAGGUUACUGUAGCUCUCCAGGUCCGAUAAGAUACUCGACUGGAGUUCUGCCGUGUUGAGGUCACUGUAGCUCUCCAGGUCUGAUAAGAUACUCGACUGGAGUUCUGCCGUGUUGAGGUUACUGUAGCUCUCCAGGUCCGAUAAGAUACGUGACUGGAGUUCUGCCGUGUUGAGGUCACUGUAGCUCUCCAGGUCCGAUAAGAUACUCGACUGGAGUUCUGCCGUGUUGAGGUUACUGUAGCUCUCCAGGUCCGAUAAGAUACUCGACUGGAGUUCUGCCGUGUUGAGGUCACUGUAGCUCUCCAGGUCCGAUAAGAUACUCGACUAGAGUUCUGCCGUGUUGAGGUCACUGUAGCUUGGUCUCAACUGGAUCAACCCCCAUUCCCUUUUGUUUGUCCCCAAAAAAUUGCACUAAUAUCAUUGUGUUUUGGGUAUUUCUUUACCACUGCCUUUCCAAGCCAUGUUUUUAUUUCUCUUGUAGACUGUGCACGUUCUGUUCAUAGGAGCUUUAGUCGACAUAGGAUGGGCCAAAGCUGUUGAGGCCUUAUCUCUUUAUAUGAUAUGUACAUCCCCAUCGAGAAGAAAAAGAAACGCACACCUAUUAAGGCGAGGUGCUGGCUAGCGGAUUAGAAAACUUGAAAAUAAAGGAGAGUCGCACACUCUAGGAGCUCAGAUGCAAAAAUGUAAUGUCCGACGGUAUAAUCAUCAGGGUAUAAUCAAACACUGCGAGAUGGCUUGUUUAUAUUGUGUCAAAAGACACACAGGUGUCUGUAAUCAUGGCCAAGAGUGGCCUAAUAUCCAUUGGUUAAUUCUCAAAUAUUAAAAUUGCAUACAAAGAACAGCAUACAAAAAACAAAUGGAUAGCAUACGAACAUAAAUAAAUUUUAGACUACACAAGCUUACAAACAAUUACAAUGGCAAAGUCACAAUAAUCAGGUCUCAACGUAGACUUUGAUCUGAAGCCAUUAUUGUGACUUUGCCAUUGUAAUUGGCCACACCAGAUACUGACUGUUACUUUUGAUUUUGACACCCCCCCUUUGUUCAGGGACACAUUAUUCCAUUUCUGUUAGUCACGUGUCUGUGGAAUUUGUUCAGUUUAUGUCUCAGUUGUUGAAUCUUAUGUUCAUACAAAUAUUUACACAUGUUAAGUUUUCUGAAAAUAAACGCAGUUGACAGUGAGAGGACAUUUCUUUUUUUUUUGCUGAGUUUAGUAACAUUUCCUACAACAGGAACUAACCCUUAGAGCUGGGGUUGGUUAUCCUGCACUUCAACAAAAACAUUCAGCCUCUGAUUGUGUGUCUGAAGCUAAAGGGGAGUCAGUCAGGCCUGCCCAAGGCCCAGGGUUCCUGUCUGGAAGCUGCUUUCCACUGUGCCUACAGGCCUAGGAUUAUUGCAGUUUAGCUGAAGUUGAGCCCAAAAACACAAUUCCCAUAGAUGGGUUAGCUGACAACAUCACUGCAAUGGAGCAGAAGUCCAGAUCGCUACUAACAAUGACAAAAACUGCCAUGUGGGGAAUCGUAAAUGACUCAUUUCAGCUAGUUUCAUAUUGUUCUUGAUACCUUUGUCUUGUUUUGACUUAUUUUAUGUCAAUGUUAAUAUGGAUACAGUUAGCUAGCUAGCUAACCAACAACUGUAACAAUGUAUUUGAGACAAG
Molecule: messenger RNA, 5139 nt
Organism: Oncorhynchus masou masou (cherry salmon)
Lineage: Eukaryota; Metazoa; Chordata; Actinopteri; Salmoniformes; Salmonidae
Product: receptor-interacting serine/threonine-protein kinase 2-like
Exons: 12
Coding region: 103-2115 (670 amino acids)
Biological process (GO): regulation of apoptotic process; protein phosphorylation; signal transduction
Cellular component (GO): cytoplasm
Molecular function (GO): ATP binding; protein kinase activity
Source: RefSeq, a predicted model, not a curated record